Molecule: messenger RNA, 5439 nt
Organism: Cydia fagiglandana
Lineage: Eukaryota; Metazoa; Arthropoda; Insecta; Lepidoptera; Tortricidae
Exons: 3
Coding region: 1-5439 (1812 amino acids)
Biological process (GO): DNA integration
Molecular function (GO): nucleic acid binding
Source: RefSeq, a predicted model, not a curated record
AUGAGUGAGACGGCUCAUAAGGGAGACGGUGAAGCCGUCGGGAGGGACACUGCUCCGCUCGCGCAGCAAGGCGCGGGCCCUGCCCCUCACGAACCAAGGCCGACACCUUCCCGCGCGGCGAGCGGCGCCUCGUCGCGCUCCUCCGCCACCAUUGUGGCGCGCCAGCUGCAGGCGAGGGCGCAACAUGCGCGCCGUCUGGCUGAGAUAGAUAAAGAACGAGAGCGGCAGGCCACUGAGCGCGAACUGAGCAUCGUCGCGGCUGAACGCGAACGCAAAGUUGCUGAUCUCGAACUGGAAGCCAAUCUCGCCGCCAUAGAGGCGCGGGGCUCAAGCCGACAUGGAAGCCAUGGCACGCGCAGUCGUGCAAGCGUACAGGAAUGGUUGAAUAAUACGAUUCCUAACACCACUGAGCAACAUUUAUUAAGUGCCAACCCACCUUUCAGGUCCGACGAUAUUGCGGCCCAGCGCGAGCCACUGGGACCGAGAGUGCCGCACGGCGCGAGUGCCGCGGCAUAUGAAAACUCUCCUGAGCAAAAUCGCCCUGAAGACGGAGGAGUGACUCGCUUAGUAAAUUCGCUCGAUAAGUUAAUAAAUAAAGUGAACCAAACGAAGACGGAGCUGCCGACCUUUGACGGCAAGUCAUAUUUAGAUUGGUUAGCUUUAAAAAGAGUGUACGAAAAUAAAGCAGAUAGUUUCUCGCCUACUGAAAAUUUAGCUAGGUUAUCACGCGCCCUACGAGGGGCGGCGCGCGAGGCCGUGGCAGGCCUGCUAGCGGCGGCCCGCGACCCCGGCGCGGUAGUGGCCGCGCUGGACGCGCGUUUCGGCCGUCCCGAGCUCGUCGUCAUGCAUGAGGUGACAGCGGUGCGUGCCCUACCUAAGGUAAGCUACGACGGUAAGGAUCUAGUGAUUUUUGCAAGUCGUAUUCGUAACUGCGUAGAGGUUAUCCGCAUGUUAAAUAAGCCCGACCAUUUACGCUCGCCUGAGCUGUUUCAAGCACUAUGGAGCAAGCUGCCUGCGCUGCUGCGUCCACGGUGGCUAGAUUAUGCUCAUUCGUGCAAUGGUAGUGCUUCAAAAAUUGAAAUGUUUGCCGAUUUCCUCUCGCGCGAAGUCGAUCUGCAAUGCCGAUUUGGAGGCGCUGUUGACUAUGCGCCGGCCCUAAAUUCCCGGCCGAUCGGUAGUAGGGACACAGUAAACAUUAUUGCUGAAAAUAAUCAUUCGUCCGGUAGCAUUCCAACAUCAGUAAAUACUAAUGAUUCUGGUAAUAAUUGUUCAUUAUGCAAACAAAACCAUGACUUAUCUGAUUGUGACAAGUUUGUCAAACUGUCAAUUAAUGAUAGGUGGCAAUUUAUCAAAAAGAAUAAAGUAUGUCAUAGGUGUUUGAAAAAAGGUUUCCAUAAUAAGAACAAAACUUCAUGUAUGAAAAAAGUAUGUAGCGUAGAAGGUUGCGAAAUGCGUCAUCAUAAUUUGUUACACGGGUCUAAAUUUGAACGCGUCGUUACUGCGCACAUCGACGUGGAGGACAACGACGGCACCGCCGACGGCGACUCCUACGACGACGACGACGAGCAAGUGCCAUCGACGUCUAGUGUGACCGCGCCCCCGGCCGGCAGCCUGCCCGAGGCGCCCGCUGCAGCUCCACUGCCUGACGACUCGGAACACGAUAUUCUGACGCACGCGACCUCUUCAUUGCCCAAAGAGCCUUCUGAACGGCCGUUGUUAAAAAUUGUUGCCGUUACUGUGUCUGGACCCUCUGGUAGCGUUGACACAUUCGCGUUAUUGGACGAUGGGUCCUCAGGCACGUAUAUUGACUCUGAAAUUACUUCUCGAAUUGGAGCAAAAACCAUAAACAAAAUAUACGUAAAAAAGGGUCGUCAUUCAACCGAAGUUCACUCUAUUAAAAAGGCUAGAUCGACUAAUAGUUUAGGUGCUGCGCGGCAGUGUGCGCAUCAAGAUAGUGUGCGUAAGUACCCUUAUUUAGCUGAUAUAGCCGAUGAAUUUUGCUACGGGGACAUAAAGCCCAUGCUGAUUAUAGGACUUGACAAUUGGCAUUUGUCAUUCGCUAAAGACGUGCGCAAAGGAACCAGGACACAACCUGCAGCUAUUUUAACAGCUCUUGGCUGGGUUUUGUUUGGUUUCGGUUGCAGCAAGACUAAACGGGUUGACGUUGUCAACCAUAUCGCAGUAAGCGAACUUGACUCCGAUAGCGAUUAUUUUACUGUAGAGCGACUUAUUAGGGAGCAAUUUAAGAUCGAUUCAAUUGGUAUAUCGAAAAAAGAGGCCCGCAACGCUGAUGAUGAGCGUGCCAUACAAGUACUAGAGAGCACAGCUCACCGUCUGCCGGGUGGUCGUUUUGAGGUAGGAUUGCUAUGGAAGGCUGAUAAUCUGGACAUUCCUGACAGUUACAAGUUAGCACUGUCCAGAUUCCUAAGCUUAGAAAAGAAAAUGAUUAAAGAUCCUUGCUAUGCUGAACGUUAUCGUCGCAAUAUUCAUGACAUGCUAUCCAAAGAAUACGCUGAACAAUGUUCUUCUCGCCCUGCUUCUGGACGUCCCGUUUGGUAUCUACCGCACUUUGGCGUGAUUAAUCCGAAUAAACCCAAUAAGUUGCGAACGGUACACGACGCGGCUGCAAAAUCUCACGGCGUGUCAUUAAACUCUUUGUUAUUGACUGGCCCUGAUCUUUUGCAACCUUUGCUGGGUGUUUUGAUGCGUUUUCGCGAGGGUGCCGUCGCUUUAAAUGCUGACAUUCGUGAAAUGUUUCCGCAGAUCAAAAUUAUUGAAAAAGACAGAGACGCGCAAAGGUUUUUGUGGCGAGAUACCCCGGGUGAACCGAUUAGAACGUACCGCAUGUCAUCCAUGAUUUUUGGCGCCGCGUCGAGCCCAUUUACUGCCAUACACAUAAAAAAUAAAAAUGCUUUAGAAUGGCAGGAAACUUACCCUGACGCGGCUCGAGUAAUCAUCGACGACCAUUACAUGGACGAUUGCAUUACUAGCUUAGACGACGUCGGCAAGGCUGCCAAGCUGGCAGCCGAUAUUUACACCGUACACGCUCACGCCGGUUUUGAAAUGCGCGGCUGGACGUCGAAUAACUCUAGUGCGCUUUCGUUGUUACCUAAAGAAUCAUUGCUUGAGGUCCCUCACUCUAAUAAUGUUGACGUUGAAUUAGGUCGUCUGGCUACGCCGGUUCGCACGCUAGGUCUUAUCUGGCAACCCGGAAACGACCUGAUUGGUUUUAAUACUGGUAUUAGGAAAGAUACCGCGUUGCCAGAGAAGUUAACAAAGCGAGAGGUUCUAGUGCACGUAAUGAGAAUUUAUGACCCGCUAGGAAUCCUUGCACCAAUCGUCGUUCGUGGUCGUAUUAUGUUUCAAGACGCUUGGCGCAAGGGUUUGAACUGGGACCAAGAGCUUUCUCAAUGUGACAGCGCCGCGUGGAAGUUAUGGUUUCAAGACCUGAUCUCCACUUCCAGUUUACGGAUACCACGCCGCUAUAACUUGAGCGAUCUCGAGGUAGUAGAGUGCCAAUUGCACGUGUUUUCGGAUGGAAGUGAGUCCGCAUUCGCCGCUGUGGCCUAUUGGCGCUUUCUUUAUGUAAAUGGCGAUGUAGGGCUGUCCCUCAUCUGCAGUAAAGUCCGCGUGUCCCCAAUUAGGCCUGUCUCCAUUCCUCGUUUAGAACUUCAAGGUGCUCUAAUGGCCGCGCGUCUUGCCACGUCGAUAUGCGAAUCCCAUCGACUGAAGCCAAUGAGACGUGUUUUCUGGUGCGACUCAAUGACUGCGCUGGGUUGGCUUCGUAGUGAUUCGCGCACCCUUAAACCCUUUGUAUCUCAUAGAGUUGGCGAGAUACUGGAGCUUACUAACAUCAGCGAGUGGCAUUGGGUGCCGAGCGACCUAAACGUAGCCGAUGAUGCCACCCGUGUCAAACGUUUUGUGCUCUCUCCAGAAUCUCGCUGGAUCUCAGGGCCUACCUUUCUCUUUUCCUCGGACUGGCCUGCUGAACCUCAAAUUGAUGUCAGCGGACUAGGCCGCGAAGAGUAUAAAAAUAUCAUUCAUCUUAUCACCGAGACUGAUCUGCCCGCACCAGUCUCUGCGGAUCCAAGUCGAUUCAGCUCAUGGCUGAGAAUGGUGCGAGCAACGGCAAAAGCGCAUCAAUUCAUAUCACUAUUGCGAAUGCGUAGUAUAAGAAGACGAGACGUCAACUUCAAUCUUCCUCGUCUUGAAGGACUCUUAUGUUCCUUCCAUCCAAGUUGCACAUCCUCUCCUGGUACCUCUAAUCCCCCUAACAUCCUACCAAGAAUAACCGCGACCGAUUUACACCUUGCCGAGCGCCAUAUUUUGCGGCAAAGCCAACUGGAUUCUUUCAAAGAGGAUAUUUUGCGGAUAAAGAAUCGAGACCCGUUGCCACGAAGCAGCCGCCUUUUCACACUGUCCCCCUUCAUAGAUGACAACGAACAACUUCGAAUGUCCAGUCGUAUAGUCGCAGCACCAGGCGUCACCGAUGAAGUUAAACGACCGCUGAUUUUAGACGGGAAACAUCCAACAGCUCGUUUGGCUCAUCAUCAAAGACCGUUCUCUUUCGUCGGCCUGGACUACUUUGGACCCAUACUUGUUUCGGUUGGUCGAAGAAGGGAGAAGCGCUACGUUGCCCUAUUUACGUGCCUCGUCAUCCGCGCCGUACAUCUUGAAGUGGUACACAGUUUAUCGACGGACGCAGCCAUAAUGUGUCUACGCCGUUUUAUUUCUCGUCGAGGAACACCACAUGAGAUCUGGUCAGACAACGGAACAGCCUUUGUUGGGGCAAACAGGGAGUUACGAGCUCUUUACGGUGACUCUGUUGAAGAUUUUGCCGCCAACGAAUCAAUCAAUUGGCGGUUCAUUCCUCCCGCAGCACCUUUUAUGGGUGGAGCGUGGGAGCGGUUAGUUCGCAGUGUUAAAGAAGCUUUAAAAGUGACCCUCAGAGAACAGGCUCCCUCAGACGAAGUUUUGAGCACACUAUUGGCGGAGGCUGAAGCCCUGGUAAAUACGCGUCCGCUUACGCAUGUGUCGCUUGAUCCCGAAGCUGAUGAGGCUCUAACACCGGCCCACUUCAUACUCACAUCUCCAUCUGGCCACCCCAUACCCGCUACCCUGACCGAGGCGGAUCUACUUAGUCCAAGCAAGUGGCGCAGAGCGGUGAGACUGGCUGACCAUUUUUGGCAGCGCUGGGUAAAGGAAUACCUACCCUACUUGGCACCACGUGCGGGGGGAGGGUCGCCGCCUAAUGUCGCAGUAGGCGAUAUCGUGAUAGUUUGCGAUCCUAACCUACCAAGAGGCUCGUGGCCCAAGGGUCGCAUUACCGCCCUUUACCCUGGUAGAGACGGGAUAACAAGAGUGGCGGAUGUUGUUACCGCCGUCGGAGUGCUGCGCAGACCCCUAAGAAAACUAGCGAAGGUCCUCGUCUCUCUCUAA